CAGGAACAGCCUGUUUGACUUUACCCGCAUCACAUCAUCAACUACAGAGCAGCACAGCAUCUAAACACACACACACACAGUGUUUUUCAGUCUCCCCUUUCUAUCCACACCGAACAGGAAUAACGUCAUGGGCAACGUGCAGCCCACCGUCGUCCCAAAAGAGGACUUUGAUGUCACAGCUGAUAUCAAAGCUAUCAGAAAAGCGUGUAAAGGUUUAGGCACAGAUGAAGAGAGCAUCAUUCGUAUCCUGGCCAAUCGUUCAUCAGCUCAACGUGUGGAGAUCAAACAGGCCUACCUUGAAAAAUAUGACGAUGAGUUGGAGGAGGUCCUCAAAGGCGAGCUGACUGGAAGCUUUGAGAAAGCCAUCAUGGCCAUGUUGGACCCUCUUCAUAUUUUCUUCGCCAAGGAGCUGAAGAGGGCCAUGAAGGGGGCGGGGACAAACGAAGCGGUGCUCAUAGAGGUCCUGUGUACGGCCACCAAUGAGGACAUCAUGAGGUACAAGGAGGCCUAUGUGCAGGUGCAUGAGUGUGACUUGGAGGCGGACAUCGAGGGGGACACCAGUGGAGAUGUGAGGAAUCUGCUGAUGGCACUGCUGCAGGCAAGCAGAGACGAGGGCUAUGAGGUGGAUGAGGGUUUAGCCGAACAGGAUGCCGCAUCUUUGAUUGAGGCAGGAGAAGGCAGAUUUGGCACAGACGAGUCCACCUUCAACUUCAUCCUGACUCACAGGAACUAUCUGCAGCUUCAGGCCACCUUUAAGUUCUAUGAGUCGCUUUCAGGAACAGACAUUUUGGACGCCAUUGACUCUGAGGCAACGGGGACUCUGAAGGAGUGCUACAUCACUCUGGUCCGGUGUGCUAAGAACCCUCAGCUGUAUUUUGCCCGGCGCCUCAAUGCCGCCAUGAAGGGAGCGGGCACUGAUGAAGACACGCUCAUUCGCGUCAUUGUGGGACGCUCUGAGUUCGACCUGGAGACGGUGAAGGACAUGUACCUGGAGAAAUACGACGUCACCCUGAAAGACGCUCUGGACUCCGACUGUGGAGGAGACUUCAAAACCCUCCUCAUUGAGAUCCUACAUUAAAAACAUCUCACCUUCCCCCCUGCAGGCCUUAUUUAACCAACAUUACACAUUCUGCAGCCAAUUAUCCUUCAUCCCCCUCCUCCUCAUUAUUCCCCUUUUACUCUGUGACAUCAUUCAUUCAUUUGUGGACGUCUUUCUAUCAGUCCUCUCACAUCUUCAUCUCUCUCUCAGUUCUCUCUGCAGCAUGAACCAAAAACAUCUAAGUACUAUAUAACCAUAUUUUACACAUGGUGAUUUUACAUUUACAGUCUUUAAAUACAUAGCUGUGCCAAGUAUUACUCAUCCAAAUGGAAUUGAUACCACUGUGGUUCGUCAUCCUGAAGAGGCCUCUGUUUCUCAACAUGUGUAGCCUCUUAUGUUUAUCACUUUAUUUAUUUCUCUUAACAUCAAUUAACUCCACCACUCUUUGCCUCAAAAAUACCUUUCAUAAAAUGAUAGUGAUGUAGUUUCCUUUUUUGCUGCACCACUUAAGUGCUGAAUCAUCACUUCAAUUGAAUUGUGUUAAAUAUAACUCUUUAAAUACAAAGUAUUGUUUUUUUAUAGUCACAUCCCUUUCAUAGUCCUAAGGGAUUUUUAACUCAGACGGUGUUUGGUCUUAUUACAAGUCACAGCUAACAUGCUGCCUUUCACAUUCACACUUUUUUAAUACAUAGAUUGUUCUCCUGAAGUCACUCAACCAUUACAUUGACAUACUCUCAAAAACACAAUUUUCAUAAUGAUUUUGUAAAACUUUUAGAUCAUGAUGAAUUAAACUCAAGUGACUACUUGGGCAUUAGUCACAUGCUAUUUUGUCCCUUGAGGUGCGCCAUAGGUAACGAGUCAAAAGGUGUAUCAACCUCGAGACAUCAAACAUUCCACUAUUUUGCAUCCUCUUCAUCCUCUACCGGCACUUCCUUCAUUUAUUUCAAGAUAAAAACAGGUUUGUAUCCGAACAGGACGUUGAUUACCCUUAGCUUAGGACCAUACAAAAAUCCAAAAUUAAAGCAUAAAACCUGUUUUGAAACGCAAAAAAAUAAUUGAAUUUCAAACAUGCAAUUAAAAACCUGAUUCUAAUCUACUGAAAAUCAGCGAUUAAUUGAGAUUAAAAUAUUUAAUUGUUACAGAGUCAGACGACUUUAUUAAUCUCAGCAGGGUAAUUCAGUGUAACGGCCUUAUGAGUGAUUAAAUGAGUUUAACAGCCCUGAUGAUGACAGUUAUAUUUAAAAAAAAUCUUGCUCUUUAACCUCUGAACUACAAUCACAGAUAAACGACACACACUCUGCAUUCAUGAAUCAUAUCUGAACUAGUUUAAUUUCAAACCAAUGUUACCCUUAUAUUAAUAACUAUCAUGUAUGUUUGUGUUGUGAAAUAGUAAAUAAAUAUAUGAAGGAAGUUAUUGUUAACCUGUUGGCAUUAAAUAUAUGUUGCAUAUG
This is a messenger RNA of Labrus mixtus (cuckoo wrasse), 2490 nucleotides long. RefSeq names its product annexin A13, like (gene anxa13l). The coding region runs from base 128 to 1078 and encodes 316 amino acids. Lineage: Eukaryota; Metazoa; Chordata; Actinopteri; Labriformes; Labridae. Gene Ontology annotation, molecular function: calcium ion binding; calcium-dependent phospholipid binding. The transcript is spliced from 11 exons. Gene Ontology annotation, cellular component: cytoplasm. The record is from RefSeq and is a predicted model, not a curated record.